Molecule: messenger RNA, 2291 nt
Organism: Carassius carassius (crucian carp)
Lineage: Eukaryota; Metazoa; Chordata; Actinopteri; Cypriniformes; Cyprinidae
Product: H/ACA ribonucleoprotein complex non-core subunit NAF1-like
Exons: 9
Coding region: 186-1964 (592 amino acids)
Biological process (GO): ribosome biogenesis; pseudouridine synthesis; box H/ACA snoRNP assembly
Cellular component (GO): sno(s)RNA-containing ribonucleoprotein complex
Molecular function (GO): RNA binding
Source: RefSeq, a predicted model, not a curated record
UGCGCUUCUCUACCCUCAAAUGUUGUGUUAACUUUAUUUUAAAACACUUUAUUAUUAUUUUGACAGUGACGAUGGGUAUACUUUUAUUUUGAAACGCCCCGUACAGUUCAUGUUGUUGUGACGCCAAUGACGUAAAAUCAUGUUUGAAGCGCUUCUAAACGCUGUUCUCACAUGGAAACCUAAACAUGGAGCAUUCAAGCACAGAGAACCAGAAUCAAGAUCAAGAAUCUGAAAAAGAGAAAAUGGAUUUGAAUAUUAAUAAUACGUUUCAGACUAAAACGACCAGUGAUCAGAGUUUUGGUCCUCAACUUGGACCAACAGAUAAGCCAUGCACCAAUGGUCAGUCUGAACAACUAGGAGAUCAGAGCUCCAGUGGUCAACUUGGACCAACAGCAGAAGCGUUCACUGCUGAUCAGUCUGGACUGACAGGAGAUCAGAGCUCCAGUGGUCAACUUGGACCAACAGCAGAAGCGUUCACUGCUGAUCAGUCUGGACUGACAGGAGAUCAGAGCUCCAGUGGUCAACUUGGACCAACAUCAGAAGCAUUCACCAGUGAUCAGUCUGAAGAGACAGGAGAUCAUAGCACUGGUGGUUCAUCUGGACUGACAGCAGAUCACUGCACCAGCAUUCAUUCUGAACAAACUGGAGAUCAGAGCUCCAGUGGUCAGUUUGGGCCAACAGGAGAACAUUCAAUCAGCGACCAGUCUGGACUGGCAGGAGAUCAGAUCUCCAUUAUUCAGUCUGAACAAACUGGAGAUCAGAGCUCCAGUGGUCAGUUUGGGCCAACAGGAGAACAUUCAACCAGCGACCAGUCUGGACUGGCAGGAGAUCAGAUCUCCAUUAUUCAGUCUGAACAAACAGGGGAUCAGAUCUCCAGCAUUCAGACUGGGCAUGAGAUGCAUUGUGGAAUUGUGGUUAGUCCUCAGUCUGGGUCGUUGGGUUUGCUGAGCAUGCAGUACAGAGAAAACAGCUCGGAAGACAACUGUUCAGACAGUGACUCAGACUCUUCGUCCUCCACAUCCUCCUCUUCAUCAUCCUCAACCUCUUCCUCCUCUGAGCCUUUUAAUUUAGUCAAGAACAACGCAGAAGAUGAUGAUGAAGGUGUUGCCAUGGGCAGUGAGAAAAGGCCUGCACCAUUGAAAACCCAAGAUGAGCUGCUUAUCGAUGAUCUUCCUGUAGUUGAGAACCUCUUCAUCAGCCUUCCGGAAGAUACAGAGAUGGAGCCCAUCGGGACGAUAUCAAGCAUUGUGGAGCAAUUAGUGAUUGUGGAGUCAUAUAAGAACACACCACCACUGCAUGAAGACAGCGUGUUAUUCACCAAAAACAGAAACUCUGUUGGCAAGAUCUUUGAAGUCUUCGGGCCAGUUUGUCAGCCUUACUAUGUUUUUAGGUUCAACUCCCAUGACGAUAUCAACCAGAAAGAUCUUAAGAUUCGAGAUGUGGUUUAUUUUGCCCCCAAAAUUAAAGAUUUCACAGACUACAUCUUUACAGAGCGACUCCAAGGGACCAAAGGCUCGGAUGCAUCGUGGAAAAAUGACCAGGAACCACCCCCUGAGGCACUUGACUUUAGUGAUGAUGAGAAAGAGAGGCAGGCCAAACAGAAGCUUAAAGAGCAAAAGAGACGGCAAAAAAAUGAUUCGGACUCAGAGGACGAAUUGGAUGCCCAUAAAGGUCCGCCCCCUCAUAAAUCCGGCCGGCGGAAGCCCAGACAGAACCGCAAUGUUCCUCGCGGGCAGCAUCACAGUCGUGGUGGUGGUUUCCAUAGCAACUAUCACGCUCGCCAGCCCUUCCCACCGGACUACAUGUUCCCCCAUCCAGAUCCACACAUGUUUCCCUUCCAGGGCCCAAUGAUGCCACCUUUUCCCAGAUUUCACAUGGGAAUGGCCCCUUGGCCCCCAGGGCCCAAUCAGGGCUUUAUGUUCCAGGCCCCGCCUCCUCCUCCUCCACCACCACAUAAUCAGUAAAGCUGUGACUGGAUCCUAUUGACAACCUGCGCCCUAAAAGGGAUCACAAUCUUUAAAUACUAAUACAACUCUAUACAGGUGUAUAGCAUGAAUCAAGCAUAAUUCUGUGCAAUUUUUCAUUUUGUAUUAAAAAUGAUUAAUUUCUCUCUUUCAGUGUGUGUUUUUCCCUGUGAUUGUCAGAUUGCUCUAUUUUUGAAGCUGCUUCAUUCCUUUUAUUUAUACACUGAAAAUUGGAUUAUUGUGUCUGUUUUUUUAUAGUACUGCCCAGAAGUGGAAAUGCAAAAUGUUUAUUUGAUGCACCUAAAAUAAAAAGGUCAUACAGACUCG